AUGGAUAAUCACACUUCUGGCCAGAGCAACAAGCCUUUAACUAAACCAGCACAUGCCCUUGGACGGGAUCAUCUAGUCCAGCAAUUAGAGGGUGACACUCAGAAUGGUCUGACCGCAGCAGAAACCCGUCAGAGAUUGGGGACCUACGGCCGCAACGAAUUGGAUGACGGUCCACGCGUCCAGCCAUUCAAAAUUCUCCUGCGUCAGAUUGCUAACGCGAUGAUGCUGGUCUUGAUACUGGCUAUGGCAGUUUCUUUCGGAAUUCAGUCCUGGAUUGAGGGAGGCGUGGUCACGGCUGUGAUAGUUCUCAAUAUCGUUGUCGGCUUCCUCCAAGAAUUUCAGGCCGAGAAAACGAUGGACUCGCUGCGGUCACUGUCUUCCCCGACCGCUACAGUUGUCCGUGACGGUGGCAACCUCACCAUUCCUACGGCAGAGCUUACUAUUGGUGACCUUGUCGAGCUCAAGGUCGGUGACACAGUCCCUGCAGACAUUCGACUGCUGGAAUCUAUCAACUUCGAGACCGAUGAAGCCCUUCUCACCGGAGAAUCUCUACCUGUUGCCAAGAAUGAGGAAGCUAUGUUCGAUGAAGAGACGGGUCCUGGGGACCGACUGAACAUUGCGUUCAGUUCUUCCACAGUUACAAAAGGUCGAGCCAGAGGAAUAGUCUUUGCGACUGGUAUGUACACGGAGAUUGGGUCAAUAGCAACAGCCCUCCGACAGAAAGAUCCCAAAAUCCGCCCGGCUAAGCGACGCGAGAACGGCACCGUACACCCCUUACGCUACGUUGAGUCCUGGACGCUAACAUUUACCGAUUCUGUCGGCCGUUUCCUCGGUGUCAAUGUGGGCACACCACUUCAGAAGAAGCUCUCUCGCUUAGCAAUCCUGCUUUUCGGAAUUGCUGUUGUCUGCGCUAUCAUUGUCCUUGCCGCCAAUGGGUUCUCUGACCGCUCCGAGGUCAUCAUCUACGCUGUGGCUACGGGUCUCUCCAUGAUCCCGGCGUCGUUGAUUGUGGUCCUUACAAUCACAAUGGCUGUAGCUACGAAGAGAAUGGUCCAGCGAAACGUCAUUGUACGGAACCUUAAAUCGUUGGAAGCCCUCGGUGCUGUCACGGACAUUUGCUCGGACAAGACUGGAACUCUUACUCAGGGAAAAAUGGUUGCCAAAAAGUGCUGGAUCCCCGCAAGUGGCACCUACACGGUCAGCACGUCCAAUGAGCCUUUCAAUCCCACUAUUGGAGAAGUGACGCACACCGAGGCUGCUCCUGCCAAAAGAAAUGAAAAGCAUCCCGAAGACCGUCCCAUCGUCGAGCCCAAUAAGUUGUUGGAAGAUAAUGACGAGUUGAGGGAUUUCCUUCUUGUGGCUUCCCUUUGUAAUCUUGCUCAGGUUCACCUUAACAAGGAGGGAGAGUGGGUUGCCAUUGGCGACCCGACAGAAAUUGCAAUUCAGGUCUUCGCAUACCGGUUUGGAUUCAACAGACAAAGAUUCCUCGACCCGAAGCAUGCUACAUUGAAAGAAGUCAGUGAGUAUCCGUUUGACUCGGACGUGAAAAGAAUGUCGACCGUCUUCGAGGACCUCCAGACAAAGGAACAAAUGGUCUAUACUAAGGGUGCGGUCGAACGCGUCAUCGACGCUUGUACUAGCAUCAACUGGUCUAGGACAGGAGUGAUUGAUCUAUCAGGCGAGAUGAAGACAGCGAUUCUGGAGAACAUGGAAGCGCUAGCCGCUCAGGGUUUGCGCGUUCUCGCCCUUGCAAGCCGUCCGUACAGUCCCCAAGACGGUCGACGUGCCAGUCGAGAAGGUCCUCCCCCGCGAGAGGAAGUCGAGAGAAAUCUCAUUUUCCGCGGCUUAAUUGGCCUCUAUGAUCCUCCACGGCCGGAAUCUGCGGAUGCGGUCCAAAGCUGCCACCGCGCAGGAGUGAAAGUCCACAUGUUGACAGGCGACCAUCCCGGCACUGCUCGUGCCAUUGCUGCGCAGGUCGGCAUUCUCCCGACUGAUCGUUCUCUAAUCUCCCAACGAUCUUCUCAAGUUAUGGUUAUGACUGCAAAAGAGUUCGAUCACCUCAAUGACGAACAGCUGGACGAACUUCCAGCCUUACCCUUGGUUGUCGCUCGAUGUGCCCCAAACACCAAAGUACGAAUGAUACAAGCCCUCCGUCGACGAGGGGCUUUUAUGGCUAUGACCGGUGACGGAGUGAAUGACUCUCCCUCGCUAAAAAUCGCCGAUGUUGGCAUCGCCAUGGGGCAAGGAGGUUCCGACGUGGCCAAGGAUGCUUCUGACAUUGUCCUGACGGAUGAUAACUUUGCCUCAAUCCUGAAUGCCGUCGAGGAAGGGCGCCGAAUGUUCGAUAACAUUCAAAAGUUUAUCCUCCACCUCCUGGCAGAGAAUAUUGCUCAAGCUUGCACGUUACUUAUCGGGUUGGCAUUCAAAGACGUCUCAGGCCUCUCUGUCUUCCCUCUGGCUCCGGUUCAAAUUAUGUGGGUUAUAAUGAUCACGUCUGGUCUGCCCGACAUGGGUCUAGGGCUGGAGAUUGCCGCACCCGAUAUCCUGAAAAGGCCACCCGUUUCGCUGAAAGCGGGCAUCUUCACUUGGGAACUUUGCUUUGAUAUGCUUGUCUACGGCUUGUGGAUGUCGGCGCUAUGUCUAUCAUCCUUCCUUCUGGUAGUUUAUGGGUUUGGAGAUGGAGAUCUCGGUGUCAAUUGCAACCAGUCCUACUCUCCGCAAUGCGACACUGUCUUCCGGGGUCGAGCCACUACUUUUGUCAGCCUCACCUGGUUUGCCCUGUUCCUCGCCUGGGAAAUGGUCGACAUGCGCCGAAGUUUCUUCCUCAUGCAGCCCGGCAGCAAGAGGUACUUGACGCAAUGGAUGCAUGACGUGUGGCGCAACCAGUUCUUAUUCUGGGCCGUCGUUGCAGGCUUCGUGACCAUAUUUCCCACCAUAUACAUUCCGGUCAUCAACCACAGCGUGUUUAAGCACACUGGUAUUUCAUGGGAGUGGGGCAUCGUCUUCGUCGAGGCCGUUCUCUUUUUCCUGGGCUGCGAGGCGUGGAAGUGGGCGAAGAGGAUAUACUUCCGCCGAUCGGGAGCCCGACUCGGUUCGGGUCCCAGCGACUUGGAGAGAUUCGUGUAUUCAGAAUUCGCCGCCUUCGAAGAGUCGGACAGCGGAGGAGCCAGCUCCCUUCACGGGGCGGUGAAUUCAGAGGAGCCAAAAUGCUAGUAGACGGAGUGUAGCUACGUGUGAUGCACCACGCGAACGCAGGGCAUACACGAUAUCAGUUGUAUAGAUAACGGACCGCUGGGGGGCUGAUAUGCACACGUCUUGUCAAGCUAAGAGAAUGCAUGGAGAUUCAACCAGCAAGUAAGAGUGAGAAACGAAAUGUGAGGACAGAGGACGGUAUUUCGCCCAUGACAGGAGGAUGUCUUUCCAAUAUAUAGGGGCAUAUUGGAGAGUGCUACUGGACAAAGGGAAAGAAUCAAAAUUGGUCCCAUUAGAAAGCGGGAGUAACAAACGACAAAUGCUUGAUAUAAUCUAGGAGGAAGCUGAG
Messenger RNA from Cladophialophora immunda, 3541 nucleotides. Its product is annotated as potassium/sodium efflux P-type ATPase, fungal-type. Gene Ontology annotation, molecular function: ATP binding; P-type calcium transporter activity; ATP hydrolysis activity. Lineage: Eukaryota; Fungi; Ascomycota; Eurotiomycetes; Chaetothyriales; Herpotrichiellaceae. Gene Ontology annotation, biological process: calcium ion transmembrane transport; intracellular calcium ion homeostasis. The coding region runs from base 1 to 3213 and encodes 1070 amino acids. Gene Ontology annotation, cellular component: plasma membrane. The record is from RefSeq and is a predicted model, not a curated record. The transcript is spliced from 5 exons.